GUGCUUUAGUGGCCUUUAACUACUAUCCUUCAAUAACCAAACCUGUUGUCUUGGAUUUGAUCAUUAGACAUCUCAAAAACUCUUCCCGGCCCCUCUAAUAAUGAACGUGUUGCUGGGAAACAUUUUCUGUCUGGUUCUUGUUUGAUAGUUAUGCCUAGAGCUCCCUCCAGCAUAUAUAUAUAUUCUUAAGAUUAUAUUUGUUAGUCUGAACGUUAAAACAUUUGAGGUUUCUGCACCUAGUGAAGUUCAAACCUUUUGAGUAAAGGUGCAGUGUCUGAGUGCUUUGAGUAUCUGCCCUGUUACUUGUUAUCACAAUGUUCAGUAAGAACUUUACUGCUGAAAUUACCAUUGCAGGAUUUGCCAGUGCAUGGCUACGUCUUAGAUAUUUAACCUUAGACAUGCUGAGGAAGAUGGAUAAAUUGGCCUUCUCCAAGCAUUUUGAUUGAUCUUAUCCAUACAAGGACGGUGAUAUGGCAUAGGGACUCUCUGAACCAGAUACGGAAUGCUAUGACUAUACUCAGUAGCUACAAGAUUAAAGCCGGCACUGCAUCUGUGUCUGAUGCCAUCUCUACAAACUACAGUGAUUUUACAGCCAACUGUACGUCUAUUCAAGUGCAAAUCCACAAGAGCUUAAUUCCUUGCUCAAGGUCAUAUGCAAUACUGUUGAGUUGCUACAAUAGUAUGACCUUAAAGCCCAGUAUAACACGAUCUCAGAUGCAGAGUCUGUCAAUCUUGAGAUAAGCAUGGGAUGAUACAACAUAAUCAUUAUGUGGGCAACCACUAAGGAGAUGGAACACAGGCAACACAAGCCGUGAUGUGGUCUUUCCACCUGUUCGUGAAAACUGUUUACAAGAAAGGCAACUUAUGUAAGUUAGGGCAUCUUUUGUCACUGGUGAAGCAAAUCCCCUCCGUAUCGACGCGAGAUGCUUUUCGGCCUGCAAUGGAAGCACUAGUUGCAGAUGGACUUCUACGACAUUCUGACAUGGAUGUGAAGGUGUCAGUUGCAUCUUGCAUCAGUGAGAUCAUGAGAAUUACAGCUCCAGAUCAACCAUAUAAUGAUAGCAUACUUGAGGACUUUUUUGAGCUUGCAGUGUUGGCGUUUGGGAAAUUGUCUUGCUUGGAUGGUCGCUGUUAUUCAAAGGCUGUCUCAAUUAUUGAAGUUCUGGCAAAGUACCGAACAUGCGUGCUCAUGUUGGAUCUCAUGUUAGAUGCAUUGAUUGUUCAGAUGUUUCAACAUUUUCUGAAUGGUAUAAGGCCGGACCACCCUGAUAAAGUAUUCACGGACAUCAAGGAAAUAAUGACCGUGAUAAUAAAAGAGAGUGAAAACAUUCCAAUGCAGUUUCUGAGCAUCCUUGUGAACAUCCUCAUAAAUACUGUUAAGAAGGAAAAUCAGAAUGUUUCGCCUCGUUCCUAUGUGCUGGGAGAGAAAGUUCUUCAAGAAAGUGCUGUCAAACUUCAUCCAUAUCUUCCAAAAGCAGUGACGGCCCUCAACAUUUCCUUUAAAAACUAUUCCGAAGUUGUUGAAUUGACAUGGAGAGAGGCAAUGAAAUGUAAAGCUACGGUGGAAAAUGCUCCCGAAGAGCUUGCAGCGCAUGCUGCACCGGAGAGAGUUGUUCCGUUCUUAGAUCAACCACCUAACUUGCUAGGGAAAGAUGAUCACAAGCAUAAGGACGGUGAUGUCGUUCUAGAGACGGAUACAACUUUAAAGGAAUCAGAACGUGAAAAUGCAAUGAAGCAGCAGAAAAGUACCAAUUCAAGGACCACGUCGCGACCUGAAAACUUGGGUUUCACAAAUACAGUCGAAAAGGCUCUAUAUCCAGAAGCUACUCAAACUUCAAAGAAAAGAGGUUGGAAACCUAGUUUUUUGAAUAAACUAGACGAAGGAUAUGAUGAUGCUUGGAUAAGUGGAGAAAGGAGAUCAAAAGCCCAUAUUCUCUCUAAGGGUUGUGGGAAAGAUGCUAAAAAGAGGAGAAGCAGUUCACCUAAAUGUGCAAUCUCCAAUGGUGAAUCAGGAGCUGAGGCAUUGGGUUCUGUCUCAAACACCAAAGAAAUCAAUUUCCCCAAAGCCUGUAAAAAACAACGUAAACAACGUAAAAGGAAGAACUGGUCAUCACAAGAAAAGGCAUUGGGUUCUGUUUCGAUCUCCAAGAAAAGAAACUUCCCGAAAACCUCUAAAUAACAAUGUAAAAGGACUAACUCCCUAUCACAAGAAGAGGUAAAACAGUUAUUAUUAUUAAUUAGAGCUAAUAACAUCAGACAUUCUUCAGUAACUAGUAAGUGAUAGAAAAAUGAAUGUUUUCGUUUGGAAGUUAUGUGGAUUCAGGUAUAGUACUUGUUCUACCCUUUAGUUUUUGGCUUAUUAUGUACGAAAAUUGAGUGGUGCAGGUAUUGGGUUCUGUCUCAAUCACCCCAAGCAAAGCAACUUCCCAAAACCUCUAAAGAACAACGUAAAAGGAAGAACGCACCUGCAACAUUGUUUAUUAUUGAUAAUUUGAGUUAACUUGCAGUUAAUGAGAUUAGAAAACCUUCAUUAAGUGAUUACUAAAGUGAAUCUUCCAUAAAAUUUACCAAUGAGGUUAUCUAUGUGUGGAAACUAGUUCUGCUUUUGUCUAUUUAGCUAAAGAGUUGAGGGUAUUUUCGUUUUUCUAUCUUCAAUGUAUCUGUUCUCUAUAUGUGCUAUAAUCCUGAUGUCAUGGAAUUUUAUAAAGAAGUUAUCAGUUGUAACUGAAGUUAAGACUUUUGACCAAUGAAGAAUCUGAUGUGCAUCUUUUUUAUGCUUCCACCUCGUCUCUGUAUGUGUCAGCGUUUGCUCUCUUGAUUUAUGAGCAUCUCUAUCAUCUUUUCCUUGGGAUUCCGCGGAUAAGGUUUUCAGAGAGCAUGGCAAGGAGCUGGUUGGCUGCUAAGUAAGGGUUUGGUGGCCACUUGAUCAAGUGUGUGUGAUUUCACUGAAUUGCUAAGUUCGCAAGAAUCUUCACUUUUGAUGUUGCACCCGUGUCAGAUUCUCCAAAAAUUGACCCGUUGACAUUUUUGAAGAGUCCGAACAACAUAGAUGAAUUGAUAUAUCUUUUUUUUUUAUGUGUUGGCUUGCUCUUUUACCGAGUGUGUGGAAUUUUUUUCUGAAUAAACUCUUAAUGAAUUGCUUUGUCAUAAUUUUCUUAAUAUGAAUAAUGCAUAUGCAUCAGCCUUAGUUAUGAUGUCAAUUGCAGAAAUAUUUUGUAUUUUGAGGACCUAACAUUGUAGGUUAUAUUUGAGAAAGAUAAUGGUG
Molecule: messenger RNA, 3265 nt
Organism: Solanum tuberosum (potato)
Lineage: Eukaryota; Viridiplantae; Streptophyta; Magnoliopsida; Solanales; Solanaceae
Exons: 9
Coding region: 815-2179 (454 amino acids)
Biological process (GO): mitotic sister chromatid cohesion; DNA repair
Cellular component (GO): chromatin; nucleus
Source: RefSeq, a predicted model, not a curated record